UGUACGAAAAGAAAGCGAGGAGGUAACAAGGGAGGUAUAAAAAAUCACAGGCGCGGAAGUAGAAACAACAGCUGAGAAGAGGGCUUUCUUCAUCUUCUCUCAGACCAGGCGCUCUAUUUUCUUCGCGUUGGAUUUCUAGCGGAGACUAGAGAAAUGCAUCUGUAUAAUGCUUGGCUUCCUCCACCAGUUGCCGAACAAACGAAGAAAGAGAAGGAUUCAUUCGCCUAUGUUGUGAGGUCUGUGAAGGAAUUAUGGCGACCGGAUGAUCCCGACUCUGUGUAUUCGACGCUCAAAUGGAUCUCAGUCAUUGACCUUUUCGUGAAGGCUAAAAGUGACUUGCCCUUAGAAGAUGUGGGGAUACUUGUGGAUGUUGGUUUAGAACUGUUUCUUAUAUCACAAAGCAAGCUUUAUGCCCAGGUUAGAUGGGGAAAUAUUCUUGUCAAAUUACUGAAUAAGUAUGGAAAAAAAUUGUCCUUGAAAGUUCAGUGGCGACCUUUCUACGAUACAUUAAUACAUACACACUUCACAAGGGAUACAGGUCCCGAAGGGUGGAGAUUGAGACAACGACAUUUUGAAACUGUGACUUCCCUGGUUAGAACAUGCCGGAAGUUCUUUCCAUCAGGCUCUGCAGCUGAAAUAUGGUCUGAGUUUAGAUCACUGUUGGAAAAUCCGUGGCAUAACUCGUCCUUUGAAGGUGCUGGGUUUGUGAGAUUGUUUCUUCCUACAAAUUUGGACAACCAGGAUUUCUUCACACAUGAUUGGAUCAAACAAUGCAUGGAUCUGUGGGAUUCCAUACCAAAUUGCCAAUUCUGGGACAGCCAAUGGGCUGCUGUUAUUGCUCUUUGUAUAAAGAACCACAACUUUAUCAACUGGGAAAGUUUCUUACCAGUGCUUUUCACUCGAUAUUUGAAUAUGUUUGAGGUUCCUGUUGCAAAUGGAAGAGGUUCAUACCCUUUCUCUGUUGAUGUUCCAAGAAAUACAAGGUUCUUAUUUUCCAACAAAGCAGUUAUUCCAGCCAAGGCCAUUGCUAAAUCAAUUGUUUACUUACUAAAGCCCGGGAGUUCGGCACAAGAAUAUUUUGAGAAAUUGGUCAACCUACUAGAACAGUAUUACCAUCCAUCCAAUGGUGGUCACUGGAGUUACUCAUUAGAGCGUUUCUUGCGGUAUUUAGUAAUUACCUUCCAAAAACGUCUUACACAUGAGCAACAGAACAUGGAUGAAAAGAGACAGGCUGAACUGUAUCUGGGAAGUUCAGAAAGAGCUUCUUUUGUUAAAGUGUUGUUGAAGUUAAUUGAUCGUGGUCAAUACAGCAAAAAUGAAUCUCUUGCGGAGACUGUUGCUGCAGCAACAUCUGUUUUAUCAUAUGUAGAGCCCUCUUUGGUGCUGCCAUUUAUAGCAUCUCGAUUCCACAUGGCCUUGGAGACAAUGACAGCAACUCAUCAGUUGAAGACUGCAGUCACAUCAGUAGCAUUUGCUGGGCGCGCACUGUUUCUUGCAUCUUUUUCAUCUUCUUCGUCAAAAACAGAUGAUCUUGGUAAUAUUGAUAUGUUCACUGAUCUUCUACCGAUUUCAUUAUCCAAUGCCUUGCUUGGUAUGGAUGCUAAUGAUCCCCCGAAGACCUUGGCAACCAUGCAAUUGAUAGGUUCUGUAUUUUCCAAUAUAUAUUCGCUGGAUGAUAAUGAAAAUGGGUCAUCAUUUAUGUCAACGAUCAGCUUUUCUGAUUGGCUUGAUGAGUUUUUGUGUCGUCUGUUUUCUUUACUUAUGCACUUGGAGCCAGGCACUGUUCUAACUGAAGGCAUGCAGACAUCGGCAACAUCAGGAACCUUCUUGGUUGAAGAUGGCCCCUCCUACUUUUGCAUGCUAGAAAUCUUACUUGGAAAACUUUCAAAGCCUUUAUAUAAUCAGGCUUUAAAGAAAAUUUCUAAGUUUGUGAAGACAAAUAUUCUUCCUGGAGCUAUUUCAGAGGUUGGACUUCUUUGUUGUGCUUGUGUUCAUGCGAACCCAGAAGAGGCAGCUAUUCACCUUAUUGAACCAAUAUUGGUGUCAAUCAUAUCCUCUUUAAAAGGAACACCUGUUACAGGUUUUGGUGGAACAGGAAUUUCUGAUGCCUCAGUUUCGACCAAGGCAAAACCUACACUUUCUCCAGCUCUGGAAACUGCUGUUGAUUAUCAAUUAAAAAUAUUGUCAGUUGCCAUCAGUUAUGGAGGUCAGGUGCUUCUUCGAUACAAGGAUCAACUGAAAGAAGCAAUUGUGUCUGCUUUUGAAGCACCAUCUUGGAAGGUUAAUGGAGCUGGUGAUCAUGUUCUGCGGUCCCUCCUUGGAAGCCUGAUCCUUUAUUACCCAAUUGACCAGUAUAAGUGCAUUUCACGUCAUCCUGAUGCUGCCAUUUUAGAAGAAUGGAUCAGCACUAAAGGUUAUCAGAAUGAAGAACAGCUAUUGAGCCCCCAGUGGCAUGUCCCCAGUGAUGAUGAAAUAUUGUUUGCAAAUGAACUCUUAAACCUGCAUUUUCAAUCAGCUUUAGAUGAUCUUCUUCAAAUAUGUCAGGCCAAAAUUCAUUCUGAUCCAGGAAAUGAAAAAGAGCAUUUGAAGGUGACUCUUCUACGUAUUGAUUCUUCACUGCAAGGUGUUGUGUCUUGCUUGCCUGAUUUCUGCCCAUCAUUUAGGGAUGGGGGGAUUGAAGAUCUAGGUUGUAGUUCUUUCUUAAUUGCUGGAGCCUCAGGCUCAACUAUUGGCAGCUCUGAACUUCGGGAGAAAGCUGCUGAGAUAAUACAUGUGACUUGCAAAUACUUAUUGGAGGAAAGAUCAGACGAUAGCAUUCUUUUGAUACUCCUUAUCCGUAUAAUGGAUGCUUUGGGGAAUUAUGGAAGCUUGGAAUAUGAUGAAUGGUCAAAUCAUAGGCAAGCCUGGAAAUUGGAAUCUGCUGCCAUUAUAGAGCCACCGACAAAUUUUAUUGUUUCAUCACAUUCUCAAGGAAAGAGAAGGCCAAGAUGGGCACUUAUUGACAAGACAUACAUGCAUAAUACAUGGAGAUCAUCACAAGCAUCAUAUCAUCUGUAUCGUACAAGAGGGAAUAUAUCUCCAUCAGAUCAUGUGGUUCUUCUGAUGGAUGAUCUUCUGACUCUCUCAUUGCAUAGCUAUGAAACUGUCCGGAUAUUUGCCGGGAAAUCUCUCCUAAAGAUUCUCAAGCGUUGGCCAUCUUUGAUCUCAAAGUGUGUUCUCACCCUUAUUGAGAGCUUACGCAAUCCAAGCUCACCGGAACAUGCAGUAUUGGGUUCUUGUUCAAUCCUGGCCACACAAACUGUUCUCAAGCAUUUGACAAUGGAUGCAAAGGCCUUCUCCUCAUUUCUUCUAGGUAUCCUUGCAAGCUCCCAUCAUGAAUCACUGAAAUCUCAGAAAUCAAUCAAUGAGCUUUUUGUCAAAUACAACAUCCAUUUUGCUGGAGUUUCCAGGAGCAUUUUUAGGACACCAGACAUUCAUUCAAAUGAACCAAACUUUGCAGAUUUGGUUUCUCAGAUUGUUUCAAUGAGCUUUGACACCACUGGCUUGCAUUGGCGGUACAAUCUGAUGGCCAACAGAGUAUUGUUAUUGUUAACUAUGGCUUCUAGAAGUGAUGCAAAUCUGUCAUCAAAAAUCCCGAGUGAAACUGCUGGUCACUUCUUAAAAAAUCUAAAGAGUCAGCUUCCACAGACUCGGAUACUUGCAAUCUCAGCUCUGAAUACCUUAUUGAAAGAAUCACCAUACAAACUGGCUGCUACAGAAGUGCAUCAUUCUUCAAAGGGAAAUAAUAAAUCUUCCCUUGAAGAGGCUUUGAGUCAAAUAUUUCAGGAAGAGGGAUUUUUUUAUGAUACAUUGAACAGUCUUUCUCAUGUCCACAUAAUCAAUGAUGCUGAAAGUUCAUCCUCACGAGGAAAUCAUGGAACUUCCUUCCAAAGCCUAGCAGAUAAAUCGAUCACCCGUUUCUACUUUGAGUUUACAGCUUUAUGGCCUCGGACUCCUAGUUGGAUCUCUUUAUUUGGAAGUGAUACUUUUUACUCAAACUUUGCACGGAUUUUUAAACGGUUGAUUCAAGAAUGUGGCAUGCCAGUUUUAUUAGCGCUCAAAACUUCGCUGGAGGAGUUUUCAAAUUCUACAGAGAGGUCAAAGCAAUGUGUUGCUGCUGAAGCAUUGGCUGGAGUAUUGCAUUCUGAUAUCAAUGGACUUUUGGAAGCAUGGGACAGUUGGAUAAUGAUCCAACUGCAGAAGAUCAUUCAAGCACCAUCUGUGGAAUCUCUUCCUGAGUGGGCAGCUUGCAUACGUUAUGCAGUUACUGGAAAAGGAAAAUAUGGAACAGGAAUUCCACUUCUAAGGCAAAAGAUCAUGGAUUGCUUAAUGAGUCCUUUGCCUCAAAUGGUAGCUACCAAUGUAGUUGCUAAGCGGUAUGCUUUCCUAUCAGCUGUUCUAAUAGAAAUCUCCCCUCCAAGGAUGCCAGUGGCUGAAGUCGAGUUUCAUGAUAAACUUUUGGAGGAGUUGCUUAACAAUAUGAGCCAUUCAUCUGCACAAGUAAGAGAAGCUAUUGGAGUUGCACUUUCUGUGUUAUGCUCUAACAUUCGCCUUUGUGAAUCCUUUACACCUCUUCAGACUCAUGAAGAGGCAAAAAAUAAUGUGGAUAACUCACCUAAAAGGGAAAGUUGGCAUAAGCUUCUAACAGAAAAAGCAUCUGAAGUGGCUGUAAACAUCCAGAAUGCCAGUCAGUUUGACAAUUUGGAAAACUCAAUAGAGAUAACUUAUGAAAAUGGAAUUUCAAAUGACGAUUCAUGGGAAGACAUAAAGUGGAUGGAAACGAUGUUCCAUUUUGUUAUCUCAUCUUUGAAGUCUGGAAGGUCUUCUUGUUUAUUAGACAUAAUUGUGGGUCUUCUUUAUCCUAUUCUUUCUUUAAAGGAAACAUCGAAUAAAGACUUGUCAACAUUAGCAAAGGCAGCUUUUGAGUUACUGAAAUGGAGGAUUUUCCCUGAACCCCAUCUCCAAAAAGUUGUAGCAGUUAUCCUUUCUUCAGCCAAUGAUCCCAACUGGAGAACUAGAUCUGCAACUCUGACAUAUUUACGAACUUUCAUGUAUAGGCACACUUAUAAUUUGUCUAGUGAGGAUAAGCGCCAAAUUUGGAAAACUAUUGAGAAGCUACUUGUAGACAACCAAGUUGAGGUGAGGGAGCAUGCUGCUGGAGUGCUUGCAGGCUUAAUGAAAGGUGGAGAUGAAGACCUAGCCAGGGACUUCCGUGAUAGAGCAUUCAUAGAGGCACUUUCCAUUCAAAAGCGACGGAAAAGAAAUUUGAGCUCUGGUCAGUCCACAGCUUCUAUACAUGGUGCAGUCCUUGCUUUGGCGGCUUCUGUAUUGUCUGUGCCUUAUGACAUGCCCAGUUGGCUGCCUGAUCAUGUAACCUUGCUGGCCCGUUUUAUUGGGGAACCAUCACCUGUGAAGUCAACAGUUACGAAGGCAGUUGCAGAGUUCCGGAGAACCCAUGCAGAUACAUGGAAUUUUCAGAAAGAUUUUUUUAGUGAAGAGCAACUUGAGGUUUUGGCCGACACUUCCUCUUCAUCUUCAUAUUUUGCUUGAUUGCAUCACAUCCGCCAAAAAAAAGAGAAAUAAUGG
Molecule: messenger RNA, 5625 nt
Organism: Telopea speciosissima
Lineage: Eukaryota; Viridiplantae; Streptophyta; Magnoliopsida; Proteales; Proteaceae
Product: proteasome activator subunit 4
Exons: 35
Coding region: 154-5589 (1811 amino acids)
Biological process (GO): proteasomal ubiquitin-independent protein catabolic process
Cellular component (GO): nucleus; cytosol
Molecular function (GO): proteasome binding; peptidase activator activity
Source: RefSeq, a predicted model, not a curated record